This is a messenger RNA of Penicillium cosmopolitanum, 324 nucleotides long. Its product is annotated as putative quinol monooxygenase. Bases 1 to 324 code for a protein of 107 amino acids. The record is from RefSeq and is a predicted model, not a curated record. The transcript is spliced from 3 exons. NCBI's taxonomy places the organism in Eukaryota, Fungi, Ascomycota, Eurotiomycetes, Eurotiales, Aspergillaceae.
AUGUCUUCUGAGCCAAUUCACAAUAUCGUCACCCUUACUCCUCGAGAUGAUAAAGUGGUUGAUUUAAUCAAUGCGUUCGGCAAAUUUUCGCAAUAUGUUCAAGCUCAUGAGCCAGAAACAUUGGUCUACUACGCUGUUCAGACUAUUGACAAAAGUCAAUUGGUGAUUAUUGAAAAAUAUUCGAAUGAGGCUGCUUUGAAAGCCCAUGCGCAAUCAGAAGCUUUCAAAGAGUUUGGAAAGGCGAUAUCAGGGACCCUUCAAGCACCUCCAGAUAUUAGUACGUCCACGUUCUCAAGUGGAUUUGAGGCUAGGGCUCGAAUUUGA